CUUAUUUUCAUAUCUUUAACCAAUGAUCCAAUAUAUGUCAUAUAUAUUGAUAUUUUUUAUCAUUUCAGUGUUCACGUGACUGAGUUUUUUGAAAAAGUUGAUAAUAAAACUCUAAUAUCCACAAUUACCGGCUUUUCAAAUUAUUCAAUUGCAUUUAAGAUUAGUUCAUAUAUAUUCCUACUAGUGAAAACCAAUUGAUCUAUAAUGCCAAUUAACUUCUUUAGAGGUCACCCUACUAGAUCUUUACUUCCUGCUGAGAAGAUCGCUAAGGCUUAUAAUCAUGUCUUAUUAGAUAGUGAUUAUUUAGCCUAUGAAACAGAUCCACUUAAUCAACAUCCUUUACAAUAUGGUACCGAUCCUGGGAAUUUCGAAGUUAGGAAAACUAUUGCCGAAUGGACCGAUAAGAGAUUCGGCAGGUCAAAUACUAAUCCUGAUAAUCUUAAUUUAACGGCUGGUGCAUCAUAUGGAGUUGCAAACAUUCUUACAUCAGUUACUGAUUCUUCAUCAAUUACCAAACAAGCAUUCAUUGUUACGCCUACGUAUUAUUUAAUCACCAGUAGUUUCCUCGAUAAUGGGUUCGAAGGCAAAUUAACUGCUAUUGAUGAAACUCCGGGGGAUGAAUAUGAAAUUGAUCUUAAAACUUUAGAAGAAAAGUUGAUAUUUUAUAGUAAAGGAUUAGAAACAACUGAACAUAAAGAAAUCAAUGUCAUAAAAGAUCCAGUUAGAGGAGAUAGAAAAUUAUACAGAUUUGUCAUUUAUAUUGUUCCAACUUUUUCAAAUCCAGGUGGCCUUAGUUAUUCAGAAAAGACAAGAACUAAAUUAAUUGAAAUCGCCAGAAAAUACGAUUUAUUAAUCAUAAGUGAUGAUGUAUAUGAAUUCUUAGAUUAUACUGAUAAUAAAUAUCCUAUUCCAAGAUUGGUUCAUAUUGAUCGUGAUUCAUUACCAAGUUCAAAUACUUAUGGUAAUAGUAUUUCCAAUGGUACAUUUUCCAAAAUUAUUGCUCCUGGUUUAAGAGUUGGUUGGCAAGAACUGACCACCCCAAAAUUAUCAGAACAAUUGGCCAUUACUGGUGCAAAUAGAUCAGGAGGUACUCCGGGACAAUUGGCUUCUUUAGUGGUUAAUUAUUUGAUUACUAGUGGAGAGUUAGAUACUAUCAUUGAGCAAUUUAAAAAGGUUUAUAAAUCAAGAGCAAAUGUUAUAAAGAAAAGUAUUGCUACAUAUCUUCCCUCAUCAACCAAAGUCUUUGGUGGUGAUGGUGGAUAUUUCUUAUGGGUUGAAAUUCCUGGUGAACAAGAUCAUAAUGCAAUCGUUAAGGAAUUAUCCCAACAAGGGGUAAUACUUGCAGGAGGAGAUAACUUCGAAGUUGCUGGUGAUACAAGAGGUUGGGGAAAAACAAGUGUUAGACUUUCACUUAGUUAUCUUCCAGAAGAAGAUUUAGAAGAAGGUAUAAAGGCUUGGGGUAAAGUUUUAAAAGAAAAACAUCCUAACAUUUUCGCUAAUUAGUUAGUUAGUAUAAAAAUAUUCCAAAAAGAUAUUAGACUAUCAUUUUAAUAUAUUCAAAUAAUUUCUUAAACGUGAUUAUUUCUAUUAAUUUCAGCGUAGAUCUUGGUGUAAACUUUUUUGUCUUCUCAUAAAAUAUCGAUUUAGGCGAAGUCUUAUCAUCUUCUAAACAGAAAACCACAAAAAUUACUUGAAUAUUUCAAUGAUAUAAUUCAUUAGUUAAAAAAAACAUACUCA
Molecule: messenger RNA, 1737 nt
Organism: Scheffersomyces coipomensis
Lineage: Eukaryota; Fungi; Ascomycota; Pichiomycetes; Serinales; Debaryomycetaceae
Product: 2-aminoadipate transaminase
Exons: 1
Coding region: 205-1503 (432 amino acids)
Biological process (GO): biosynthetic process
Molecular function (GO): pyridoxal phosphate binding; L-2-aminoadipate:2-oxoglutarate transaminase activity
Source: RefSeq, a predicted model, not a curated record